This is a messenger RNA of Stylophora pistillata, 2955 nucleotides long. Its product is annotated as protein-S-isoprenylcysteine O-methyltransferase. Gene Ontology annotation, molecular function: protein C-terminal S-isoprenylcysteine carboxyl O-methyltransferase activity. Gene Ontology annotation, biological process: C-terminal protein methylation. Gene Ontology annotation, cellular component: membrane; endoplasmic reticulum. NCBI's taxonomy places the organism in Eukaryota, Metazoa, Cnidaria, Anthozoa, Scleractinia, Pocilloporidae. The record is from RefSeq and is a predicted model, not a curated record.
AUGUCGGCGUUAAACUUAAUAACAGAGGGGAAAGUUGCACUUUCCUAUUUCAUUGCCUGCAUUCUCCUAGUUUUAACCCUGUUUCAAAGCUGUAUUCUCACAGAAGUAUGGAGUAUCGCCUCGAGAGGCAUGAUUCUUGGAUUUACUUUGUUUGCGACUUGUUUCGUUCCAUAUUCUUCUGUUGCCAAGAGAGCUGCGCUGUUAGGUAUCAUUUUUGGAAUUGCCAUUCUCCUCAGCCUGGGGGAAUCACCCUGGAAAUAUUUUGGUUGGUACCUAGCUGCAUUAUCAUUCUUUCACCUCUCUGAAUAUAUCAUGGUGGCACGUUAUUCUCCAGCCAAGCUAUCUGUGGAUUCAUUUUUGCUCAAUCACAGUCCAGAGUAUCAAAUUGCUGCUGUUGCUAGCUGGAUUGAGUUUGGUAUAGAACUGUGGCUUUUCCCUUGGAUGAAGAACAUUUUCAUUGCAAGCUUAAUUGGUUUCCUGUGUAUGAUUGGGGGAGAACCUUUACGAAAGCUUGCUAUGAUAACAGCUGAAUCUAAUUUUACCCACAUUGUUCAGACUAGAAAGGAGAAAAGCCAUGUGUUAGUGACCCAUGGAAUUUAUAGCCUUUGUCGACAUCCAGGAUAUGCUGGCUGGUUCUGGUGGAGUUUAGGAACACAACUCACACUAUGUAACCCCAUUUGUCUCAUGGGCUAUAUCUGGGCCUCAUGGAGAUUCUUCAGUGAACGUGUCUAUGAUGAGGAAAUCACAUUAAUUUAUUUUUUUGGUGAAGAGUACGUAGCCUAUCAGAAGAAGGUCACAUCUAGAGGAGUGCCAUUUGUUAAAGGAUUUGAUUACAAUCCAGACAUGGUAAAUAACUCAUAGUUGAUGGAAGCCACCAGAAGUUACAAGAAACUAAGAAGGACAUAAAAGCUUUUUAAAAGGAGAAGUGAGUAUCAGAGACUUGGUAUUUAUACUUUUCCAAUAUGAAAUAUACCUGAACAUUAUUUUGUGCUUUUUGCACAUAAACCCUCUGCCAAAGAUUGCCAAUGGUUUUUGUCAGCUACCAGCUGUUUGAGCUUCCCUCUUGUCUAGCCUAUGUGUCCCUCAUUUCACUUUCUACAGUUCUCCUGAUCCAAGUGUCCUUGGGGCAGCCUCUCUUUCAUUGGCUGUCUAGUGUCCAUCUAGCCUGUGUCCCUCAUUUCCCUUUCCACAGUCCUCCUCAAAGUUUCCUCAGGGUGGCCCCUCUUUUUUUUUGGUCAUCCAGAGUCUAUUGCAGGGAAACUUUGGGAGCAAAAUAACUGCCAAUCCAUCUCCCCCUUCGUCUCUGGGAAUCCUAGUUGAUAUGAUCUAAACCUUCUUUUUUGCUGUGCAGCUCAUUGUUGUGGUGUUGGUGUUAGGCCAAAAGCUGCAAAGAAUUCUUUAAAGCCAUUUUUUUGUUCUGAAACCCAAGUGAAUCUGCCAUACUGAAUCAUUUUAAUGCAAACUUGGAAAGGUUAGGUUACUCUUUGGAAUCUCAAGAAAAGCCAUCUUCAUAUUUUCAUGUGUACUUUUCAGUGGUGGAGAUGCAAAUUAUUUUUAUUGGCCAGGGACAAGAAGCAUAUCUCUUCUUUCAUUGGGUAAUGCAGAUGGUGAACACAAAUUCUGUGCCAAAUUUGUAUGAUUUUAUUUUUUUAGGUUGUUAGUCUCAAAUCCACAAUUUUUAAUUGAUAAAUGAUUAAUUUUAUUGAUCAUUAUUUUAUGAUUAAUAUAUUUAUUUAAUUAAUAUCAUCCAGUUGCAUCUUAGAAAACCUUGAAAAAUUGUAAGUUGAGUUUGAGGGAUCAAUAUUAUUGUGUAUUGAUUAUUCACCAUGAAUAUCAGUAUCUAUAGAAGAACAAAUGUCAAAACUACAAAAAAUUGUUUUGACUGUUUGAGAAUUAUUUUUCUUGGGCCUAACUUGCUUUUUCCUCAAAACCAUGGUUACAACACAGUGACAUUGUGUAAAAAUUUCCAGUGGUCACAGGUAGCUAGGCUCCACACUAAUAAUAUUUAAAAAGGAAGAGCUACUCAGUGGAUCUGUUAAUAAACCAUUAUUAUUGUUAUUAUUAUUAUUAUUAUUAUUAUUAUUAUUAUUAUUAUUAUAUUAAGUACUCAUUUAACUUUCUUUCUGAGAAAGCUCUAUGUUGGCAUCAGCCCUCGUGUCUUAUUUAUUGGAUUGGAAUACACAAUUUCUUUUAAUGUAAAUGUUAAUUGCAUCUUGAUGUCGAUGUCUUUUGCUCUGGAUGUAUUUUGAGAUCCCCCAUUGCUGAUUUACAUUCAAAAUCCGUCAGUUAUAUGCAAGUGCAAGAAGAGAGCCAAAAAAAAUAAAUAAAAGCAACAAAAAAAAAAAAAACAAAAGCUAGAAAAAGCGAAAAACAAAAGGCAAUCAUUUUGAAAAACAGGUACAAAUGAGACAAUUUUUGCUUCCAUACUCAACACUUUAUUUUUGUAAGUUAAUUUAUUGUUCAUGAAUACAUAAAGUGGCAGAUAUUUUGUAAUCAGUGUAAUACAGAUAAGUAGUCAAACAAAUAAAUCUUCUAAAACUGUCAUGCUAAACGGUUUAAUUAUUUUUAUUGUUAUUAUUGUUUUUACUAUGGUUAAAAUUCCUUUUCACCGUAGAUUUCGUUUUUGUUCUUUACUAUAUAUUAUAUAUUUUCACAAUGUUUUCCAACAGGUAAAUCAUGAUAGACUACUAAAUUAUUUUACAAAUAAAUCGUUGUCAAAACAUAAAAAAAAAACCAAAAAAUUAGAUAUAAAUAGCAGACUAAAACAAACUUUGUCUGAAGAGACCGGACAUCAUUAUUUUAUUGCCGAGGGGGUUGAAGGAGAUUUAGUGGAUCACAGAGUUUUUCAGGGAAGCAGUAGGAGAGGAAGUCUUCUUUAACAGAGUUCGAAGGGGGCAUCAAGAAAAAAUAAACAGUUAUUGUGUUCGGUUUUUGUGAUAGCCGGAAUAAUCAAGG